CAUCCUCCCUCUGUUCUUGUUGUAUGUUGGUCUCAAUGGAGCUCUGUUUUUCAUCCACAUUCAUUUGAAUUGGCCCAUAUCCUUCGCCACCGAAUCAUGUCUCUAUGGAGGAGCGGGUAGAAAUUUGAGGCUGGAAACGAGGUUGAUGAACCUUUGGAUGUUUAUCCCUCAAUUGGCUUCGAUUGUGGGUGACGUCAAGAUCGUCCUACUUCUCCGAUCACACAGCUCUGAAGUAUUCAGCACCAGGUCGGUCUCCACGAGAAGGGAUCAAUUGAGGAAUUCAAUCACCACGGUUCCGGUUCGAGCAACAGCCAUGGCCACGGGAUUCUUUCUUGUGUACAUAUUUGGAGCGGCCGUGACCAACCUUGUGGGCUUGGAUGUGACCAGUAAGGCUAUUGCUCUCGUUAUUAUUGGAUGCUUGGUGAAUACGUUAAGGCACCCUUUGGUGGCACUGACGACCUUCAGGGUCUUUGAAGAGAAAGAGAAGAGGAUGCAAGAGAUACAAAGACAGAAAAAUCUAAAGCGAGAAAUCGAAUUCGCUCGGUUGAGAAGGUUGGCUGAUCAAAAAGUGUUCGUGGUUGAUGUCGAAACCAAAUUUUGAAAUACAGGGUCCACCAA
Messenger RNA from Tigriopus californicus, 618 nucleotides. RefSeq lists its product as uncharacterized. The record is from RefSeq and is a predicted model, not a curated record. The coding region runs from base 146 to 601 and encodes 151 amino acids. The transcript has 2 exons. Lineage: Eukaryota; Metazoa; Arthropoda; Copepoda; Harpacticoida; Harpacticidae.